AACUGAAAUUGGCAAAACAACCAAAACCAAACAGGACGUGAAAAUAAGGUCUCUUCUUUUAGUUUUAACAAUAUGCGCCGACGGGAUGAAAAUUUUCCCGAAAAUGGAUUUGAAGAUGGUGGAGGUUAUAUGCAAGUUAAAAUCGCAAAACUGGAAGCCCAAUUUUCUAGUUGUGUUGGGAAAGAAGUAACUCGAUUAUCUAAUAUAUUUAAUGGUGUAUCAAUUUACGUAAAUGGGUUUACAAAACCAUCUGCUGAUGAAUUAAAAGAACUUAUGGCUCAACAUGGUGGUGUAUAUCACACUUAUCAACGAAGUAAUGACUACAUAAUUGCUUCUAAUUUACCCGAUACUAAAGUUAAGAAUAUGUCCCUUUCCAAAGUUGUUAAACCUGAAUGGAUAACCGAGAGUAUUGCUGCGAACAGCUUAUUAGACUAUAGAAAAUAUUUAUUGUACAAAAACUCCAGAACUCAACCUCAAUUAAACUUUAACAAAUUAAUUGCAACAAAGAUUAAAACUGACGAAAGCCACUUAAAGGAUGAAAGGGAAAACAUCGAACAGAAUUUAACCUAUGAUUCUGAUAAAGGACUCAAUGAAAUGGGUAAAUCUUCUAAUGUUUCCACUACAGACACAAAACCUGUUUUAAAUAAAGUUAAUAGAAAUGACUGUUUAGCGAAAACAGCAGUUGAUCCUAAUUUUAUAUCAGAAUUUUAUAAUAAUUCAAGACUUCAUCACAUAUCUCAAUUGGGGGCUUUCUUUAAACAGCAUGUUAAUGAUUUAAGAGAUUCAAGUGAUUUUUCUUUUCCUGCCCGCACUGCACUUAAAAAUAAUAUUCUUUCUUCAAGCCACACUUCACUUCAUGCAGAUACCAGUUUUGAUAAUGGCAAAGUUAUUAUGCACAUAGACAUGGACUGUUUUUUUGUAUCUGUUGGAUUACGCAAAAGACCAGAGUUACGAGGGAAACCUGUUGCGGUUACGCAUUCCAAAGGAUCAAAGCCUCAAACAAAAAGAGAAGGGGUAGAUAGAAAUACUGAAUUUAACUUAUAUAAGCAAAAACAAGCUAAGAAAUUAGGCAAAGUGACGGGCAAAACUGAAGAUGAAAUUUUCAUUGAAAGUAGAGUGGAUAAUGUUGGUGAUGAAGAUAAUGAAUAUGGAUCUUUAAGUGAAAUAGCAUCAUGUUCAUAUGAAGCAAGAGCAAAAGGCAUUAAAAAUGGUAUGUUUAUGGGACCUGCCUUAAAAUUGUGUCCUAAUCUGCAAACCAUACCUUAUGAUUUUGAAGGGUACAAGGAAGUAGCAUACACCUUGUAUAACACAAUAGCCCAGUACACACUUGAUAUAGAGGCUGUAUCUUGUGAUGAAAUGUAUGUUGACUGUACCGAGCUGCUAAAAGAUUUAAAAGUUAGUGUUCAAGAUUUUGCAACAGCAUUAAGACAAGAAAUAAAAGACAAAACUGGGUGUCCAUGUUCAACAGGAUUUGGCAGCAAUCGAUUGCAAUCAAGACUUGCCACAAAACGAGCUAAACCAGAUGGGCAGUUUUUCCUUACUUCAGAUUUAGUUGAAGACUUCAUGUUUAGUAUUAGCCUCAAAGAUUUACCUGGGGUCGGUAGGCAGACAUCCCAAAAGUUGGAGUCUUUAGGUCAUCAAACUUGUGGAUCCUUACAAACACUUACAUUAGGCCUACUCCAGAGACAUCUGGGUAAUAAAACAGGGGCACAGCUUUUUGAUCAAUGUCGUGGUCGCGAUCCAAAUCCAUUGACAUUCCACACAAUUAGGAAAUCAGUAUCAGCAGAGGUAAAUUAUGGGAUAAGAUUUGAAACAAAUGAUCAAUGCUUUCACUUUUUAAAACAAUUAUCUGCAGAAGUACACUCCAGAAUGCAACAGUUUAAAGUUUUAGGUAAAUGUAUUACACUUAAAUUAAUGGUCAGAGCAGAGGAAGCACCUGUUGAGACUGCAAAAUUCAUGGGCCAUGGAUUUUGCAAUGUUCUUAAUAAAUCUAGUAACUUAACAAAUGCCACUAAUGAUAUUGAAAUAAUAACCAAGGAAGUUAUUUCUCUGUGCAAAAAACAAAAAUUAGAUCCAAAAGAAUUGAGAGGUAUAGGAAUUCAAAUAUCUAAAUUAGAACAAGUUAUGUCAAAGCCAAACAAUAGUGGUAUAAGUAAAUUUUUGAAUAAAAAUAAAAAUGUACCUGGCAGCAACUGGACUCCAAAAGUUGAAAAUGAUGUAGGAACAAGCUGUGAUGUUAAAAAUCAGAUUAAAGUUGAAGAUAACACAAAGUAUUCUAUUACUCCGAAAAAGAAAAAUACAUCCUCUCAUAUUAAUAAAUCUCCUAAACAUGAACUUAAAUCCUCACCAGUAAAAAGGAGAGGAAGACCUCCAAAAUCUCUAAAAUAUAGCCUAAUGAAUGCCAAAAGUAGUAUGGACAAAUUUCUUGGUGGAGAAAUACAAGUGAAAGAAGAGUUACCAGCUCAAACAGUCCCGGAAAUAAUAAAGGAGGAAACACCAAAAAGCUCUGACUCAAACCAAGAUGGAUUAUUGAGCCUCUCCUGGGAAAAAGUACGAGAACUUUUAAGGGCAUGGUUGGAUAGUGGACAAUCACCAAAACUGUGUGACACUAGAAUGAUUGCUAGUUAUUUGAGUAAAUUAGUUGCUAAAAAAGAUAUUGACAAAGUUUAUAUACUGAUGAACUUCUUGAAACGGAGGACACAUGAAAUAGACAUGGACAUUUGGAUAGAAGUUUACAAUUAUGUUUUAGAGGAUGUUCAAAAUUCUAUGAUUGCUGUUUAUGGAAAUAAACUAUGGAUAAAUAACUGAUAAACAAUCAAAAUAGGUAGUAAUGGACACAAACAAUAUAAUAAAAAGAUAUAG
Messenger RNA from Papilio machaon (common yellow swallowtail), 2862 nucleotides. RefSeq names its product DNA repair protein Rev1 (gene Rev1). Gene Ontology annotation, biological process: error-prone translesion synthesis; error-free translesion synthesis. Gene Ontology annotation, molecular function: DNA-directed DNA polymerase activity; deoxycytidyl transferase activity; damaged DNA binding. Gene Ontology annotation, cellular component: nucleus. The transcript has a single exon. NCBI's taxonomy places the organism in Eukaryota, Metazoa, Arthropoda, Insecta, Lepidoptera, Papilionidae. Bases 73 to 2808 code for a protein of 911 amino acids. The record is from RefSeq and is a predicted model, not a curated record.